Neoarius graeffei (lesser salmon catfish) is the source of this 1372-nucleotide messenger RNA. RefSeq names its product growth factor independent 1A transcription repressor a (gene gfi1aa). The record is from RefSeq and is a predicted model, not a curated record. The coding region runs from base 65 to 1246 and encodes 393 amino acids. Gene Ontology annotation, molecular function: RNA polymerase II cis-regulatory region sequence-specific DNA binding; DNA-binding transcription factor activity, RNA polymerase II-specific. Lineage: Eukaryota; Metazoa; Chordata; Actinopteri; Siluriformes; Ariidae. Gene Ontology annotation, biological process: regulation of transcription by RNA polymerase II. Gene Ontology annotation, cellular component: nucleus. The transcript is spliced from 7 exons.
CAACACAUUCAGACCAGGACACCGCGCGCGCAGAGGCAACAGACCCUCAACCCGGACAGUGAACAUGCCGAGGUCAUUUUUAGUGAAGAGCAAACGUGCUCACAGCUACCACCAACCUCGCAGCCUGGAAGACGACUACAUCCGCCUCGAUGCUCUACUGACACACACCUACACAGAGAUCCAGGCCGAGACUCACUGCUGCGAGGAUGUGAAUAAAGGUGCAGGUCGAUGCUCACCUGAAGGCAGCGCGGUGUGUACAGCGGAACAUAAAGCUCAACACUCUCCGCUCAGCUGUGAGGGAAGUGUGUGUGAUCCACCGGCGGAGUAUGAGGAGUCUGUGUGGAGACCCAGAUCGCCGUCGUCUUCUCCAGAUGUGGAUGAAUAUUCCUUAUCAUCACCAGAUGAUAUCCAACCCUUCGACCUGACGUUCCGACCCUGUGCCUGGACUCACGCCCGAUCAGAGCUCAGACGUCUCGUUAGACCAUUUCAGCAGAGUCACAUGGCACGUGAGACGCCAACGAUCGGCGUUUACAGCUCCACAAAGAAGAUCGCCAAGGCCUUUUUCUCCGAUCCAUCCCCGUUCAGAGGGUUUUCUCAGGAGGAGUACAGCUCACUGGCGACAGAUCUGCUGAAGAGCCGCACACGAGGAUAUUACACCGAUUUCAAGACCAUCCCUGAGAACGCAGAGAUCAAAUCACAUUCUGAUGUCUUGUGCACACGGAUGCAGGUUAACAGCUCUUACAAGUGUGUCAAGUGCACUAAGGUGUUUUCUACACCUCAUGGUUUAGAGGUCCAUGCCCGGCGCUCACACAGCGGCACGAGGCCUUUCGCAUGCGAGCUGUGCGGGAAAACAUUCGGUCACGCCGUCAGUCUGGAACAACACAAAGUUGUCCACUCGCAAGAAAGGAUUUUUAGCUGCAAAAUCUGCGGGAAAAGCUUCAAGAGGUCGUCCACUCUGUCCACACACCUGCUGAUCCACUCGGACACGCGGCCGUACCCCUGUCAGUACUGCGGCAAGAGAUUCCACCAGAAAUCCGACAUGAAGAAACAUACGUUCAUCCACACAGGAGAAAAGCCGCACAAAUGCCAAGUGUGUGGAAAAGCGUUCAGUCAGAGCUCCAACCUGAUCACACACAGUCGCAAACACACCGGAUUCAAACCGUUCGGCUGCGACUCAUGCGGCAAAGGCUUCCAACGCAAGGUGGACUUGAGGAGACACCGAGAAACGCAGCACAGCCUGAAAUAAGACGUUUCCAUUUAAAACGAAAAGCAUAAUUUAUAUCCUUUAUACAAAAACACGAUGAUCAGCACUAGCUGAGCUGUUAAUACUAAAAAGGUUUUCUUUAUUGACUUUUAUUAUUAACUAAACAUU